Molecule: messenger RNA, 1071 nt
Organism: Striga asiatica
Lineage: Eukaryota; Viridiplantae; Streptophyta; Magnoliopsida; Lamiales; Orobanchaceae
Source: the annotation of a GenBank genome assembly
UUGGAUGCAACUACUAAAAGGAUUCUCAAGGAACACUUAGAGAUGAUUGAACAGAGAAAGAAACUCUGCAGGCUCUGUCAAAAGAACACUGUUGUUGAUCAUAUUGAAUUUGAAGACUCCCAUCAUUCCAACGAUCGUUUAUCGAAAGAAGCUUCCGAAACAAUCGGGAGAAUCGAAUCUUGCAUUUCGACAUUACGCCGUAUACGAAAUUCUUGUUUGGAACUCAAGUCGUCUAAUCCAGCCGUUCGGUUUGGAGUUUCGAAUCGAAGCACGAUGGAUUUUCGAAACCCACCGGACUCAAGACACAAGGGCAAAACCGGAAAAAACGAGCACUAUAUAACCGCGACAAGAGCUUCUUCACGGAAUCAAGAAUCAGACGGUACAUCUACCGACUCGUAUUCAAACUCGACAAGCCUUCAAAGUAGCACAAUUGGUAGUGACGAUGAAGUGUACUCAUCUACAGAUCAAAAAACGGGAGAUUACGUGAGUUCAUCAACAAGUACAUGGAGCCAAAACGAAACUUCCUCUCAAUCUUACGAACCGAUUUCGAGAGCCAGCAGUAUUAUUAGCAAAGGCUACUCAUCCAACUCCGAUUCGAACUACUCGUCAGCAUCGAACAACAACAGAGCUAAUAAAGGAAAAACCCGUAAAAAACGAGUCGGGAUAUGGAAGAGAGUGAAAGAUAAAGUGGCAAUCAUUUUUCACCACCAUCAUCAUCACCAUCACCAUCACCAUCAUCACCACAAAGGUAAAGUCGAUAAAUUCGAGAGGCAAGAUGAUGAGGUGGCGUAUGGAGAAAAUGCGGUUGAGAAGGUGAAGAGGUCGAUUGUACGCCAAAAGGUUCAACCGAGACAUUUUCAGGGGCUCAUCAAAGGUCUCUUUAGGCAUUCGAAACAGUCGAAAGCAGGAAAGUUGGGUAAAGUUCAGCAUCAUGAUAGGCAAAAGAAUUUCAAGUCUAACUGGUGGAAAAUGGUGAAGCAGCGUACCAAGUUGCCGAAUAAAACUCGUGUGAAGGUUGGCUUGGGUAAAAAGAAAGCCCGUUUGAAAGCACUUCCCUCUAUUUACCGAUAG